Messenger RNA from Pocillopora verrucosa, 2090 nucleotides. RefSeq names its product Na(+)/citrate cotransporter. The record is from RefSeq and is a predicted model, not a curated record. Gene Ontology annotation, biological process: transmembrane transport. Gene Ontology annotation, cellular component: membrane. Lineage: Eukaryota; Metazoa; Cnidaria; Anthozoa; Scleractinia; Pocilloporidae. Gene Ontology annotation, molecular function: transmembrane transporter activity.
AGAAAGAUGAGUGAAUCUGACGGAAGACCUGGAGGCUAUAGUAAUCUCCAAGAGGCAGAGACAAAACCGUUUACUGAGGAGUCGGAUCGUCCUAACGAAAACUGUAAAGAACCGGUUAAAGCGAAACGCGUUCCAUUUCUAAAACGAAUUCUAGCAUGGAGGAAAUACAUAAUACUGAUCAUGACGCCGAUACUACUGAUGCCUUUACCCAUCGCUGUGAGAGGAACGGAGUCCCGCUGUGCGUACUGUAUCCUGAUCAUGGCGGUGUACUGGGUGACAGAGGUUGUGGAGUUGGCCGUCACAGCUCUUCUCCCAUUGGUUCUUUUCCCCUUAUUUGGAGUCCUGGGCUCUAAAAAAGUCUCCACUCCUUACUUCAAAGACACAAAUGUUCUGUUUUUCGGCGGCCUCGUCGUAGCUGUGGCUGUUGAACAGUGGAACUUGCACAAGCGGAUCGCUCUUCGUGUUCUCUUGCUGGUCGGAGCUCAGCCACGACGGUUAAUGCUUGGUGUUAUGCUAACCACGUCAUUUCUGUCCAUGUGGAUCAGCAACACAGCUACCACUGCCAUGAUGGUACCGAUUGUCGAAGCAGUGUUGGGAGAAAUAAAAAACGAAAAUAUAAAAAUUCGGCCAGAGAAUAACAGCAUUGACAACGAACAGGAAAAUGACAAUGCUUCCUUGGAACUUAGCGACAGGAGCAAAGUCAAAGAAGAAGACAAUACGGUCGGAGUCCAGGAACAUAAAAUAACAAAAGAAUUGGGCGAAGAUGAAACUGACCUCUGUGCUAAGAGAGAAGACAGAAUGGCUGCUGUAAACUUAUUGGAAGGAGACGAGGAAGCUAACGAAGCAGAAACUCAAUACUUCAACAGACUCUGCAAGGCAAUGAUGUUAGCUGUGGCUUACGCUGCAAACAUUGGUGGUACAGCCACCCUGACAGGCACUGGUCCAAAUUUGGUGUUUGGUGGACAGGCAGGCCUUCUUUUUCCGAAAAGCGGAGGAUUUAGCUUUGCCUCAUGGUUCGGUUAUGCUUUCCCUCAAAUGGUGAUUCUUCUGUUUGUGGCCUGGAUCUGGAUUCAGUUACUGUUCCUUGGUUUUAAUUUCCGCAAGUGUUUCCACAAGUCUUCAGGUGGGCGGGAGAAAGAUAGCCGAUCAACUCAAGCAAUUAGACAGGUUCUGGUGGAUCAGUACAGAGCACUGGGACCGAUGUCGUUUGCCGAGAAAGCCGUCCUUGGCCACUUCAUCCUUUUAGCCUUGCUGUGGCUUUUUCGUGAACCAAAAUUUAUGAAAGGAUGGUCAAUAAUAUUUGAGAAGGGUUACGUUCGGGAUGCCACAGCUGCUAUGUUCGUGGCCUUUUGUCUGUUUGUGUUCCCUUCACAAAAACCUGUGAUCUUUACCCCUGAUGGGUCAGUGAGAAAGCCUCCACCCGGUCUCUUGCAGUUUAAGACGAUGUCUAAAAGGUUUCCAUGGCACCUUGUCAUGCUGCUUGGAAGUGGAUUUGCUCUGGCGGAAGCUUGUAAAGUUUCAGGUCUGUCUGAGUGGGUUGGUGCCCAGCUAAGGCAACUUGAUGCCAUUCCAAGUUACGCUAUCGUGAUGUGUGUCUGUAUCAUGAUCACCACAUUCACUGAAUUCACUUCUAACGUAGCAACAGCCACCAUUUUUCUACCUAUACUGGCCUCCUUGGCAAAAGCGAUCAAGGUUCAUCCCUGGUACAUCAUGAUUCCUGCUACAAUUUCUUGCUCGUUCGCUUUCAUGUUACCAGUUGCCACACCUCCAAAUGCCAUCGUGUUUGCCGGCGGACAUCUUAAGGUUAAGGACAUGGCAAAAGCAGGUUUGGGAAUGAAUCUCCUGGCAGUAAUAGUGCUGGUGAUCUGUAUGAACACGUACGGAGUACCAAUGUUCGACCUGCAUGACUUCCCAGACUGGGCUGGAAGCAUCGGUGCAAUCAGUGCUACUGCCACUCCGACUCCCUCUAGCAAUUUCACAUCGCUAUGCCUUAACUUCACAUCUUCGUAACUUUGGGUUCGCCCGUAAUUUGACAACUUUUAGAUUAAGGAGUUAGCAACCGUAGGUUUGCAGGGGUCUCUUUCCUUCCU